This is a messenger RNA of Osmerus eperlanus (European smelt), 1798 nucleotides long. It is a transcript of the gene asl, whose product is annotated as argininosuccinate lyase. The record is from RefSeq and is a predicted model, not a curated record. Gene Ontology annotation, cellular component: cytosol. The transcript has 16 exons. Gene Ontology annotation, molecular function: argininosuccinate lyase activity. The coding region runs from base 138 to 1538 and encodes 466 amino acids. Lineage: Eukaryota; Metazoa; Chordata; Actinopteri; Osmeriformes; Osmeridae.
GCGAUUUGGUUCCUAGCCAAUCCACCAUAACCAUUGUCAGAACCUGUUCAGGCUUCACUUGACCGGUUAACUAUUUUUUAAAAUCAGUACAGCUGUGUCUUUAUCUACUUGUUAGGAUUUUUACUGCAUACAGUGGGAUGAUGGCAAAUGCUGAGGGAAACAAACUAUGGGGUGGUCGGUUCGUGGGAGACAUUGACCCGAUUAUGGAGAAGUUCAACGCGUCUAUUGCAUAUGACCAGCGAAUGUGGGACGCAGAUAUCCGCGGCAGCAAGGCGUAUGUGAGAGCACUUGAGAGAGCCAAACUGGUCAGCUUGGAAGACAUGAAUCACAUCCUUCAGGGCAUGGACAAGAUUCACGAGGAAUGGUCUAAAGGAGUGUUUCAGGUCAAACCAGGGGAUGAAGACAUCCACACAGCAAAUGAGCGCCGGUUGAAGGAGCUGAUUGGUGAGCCAGCUGGAAAGCUUCACACUGGAAGAAGUAGAAAUGAUCAGGUGGUGACGGACAUGAGACUAUGGCUUAGAGAUGCUAUCUUCACUCUGAAGGCCAACGCCCUCCAGCUGAUCACCACCAUGGUGGAGAGAGCAGCAGUGGAGAUUGAAGUGCUGUUUCCUGGAUACACCCACAUGCAGAGGGCUCAGCCAAUCAGAUGGAGCCACUGGAUUCUGAGUCAUGCAGUGGCUUUAAGCAGAGAUGUUGAGCAGCUCCAGGAGAUGCGGAGACGAGUCAAUGUACUUCCUCUGGGAAGUGGGGCCAUAGCUGGGACGCCAUUUAACAUCGACAGGGAGCUGCUUCGCAAAGAGCUGGCCUUUGAUGACAUCAGCAUUAAUAGCAUGGAUGCUACUGGGCAGAGGGAUUUUGUUGCUGAGUUCCUGUUUUGGGCGUCUCUGUGUCUCACACACCUCAGUAAGAUGGCAGAGGACCUGAUGCUUUACAGCACAAAGGAGUUCUCCUUCGUCACCCUCUCUGAUGCCUACAGUACAGGCAGCAGUCUGAUGCCACAGAAGAAGAAUGCAGACAGUCUGGAGCUGAUAAGAAGUAAAGCUGGUCGUGUCUUUGGCAGAUGUGCUGGAUUUAUGAUGACACUGAAGGGCCUUCCUAGCACAUACAACAAAGACCUACAGGAAGAUAAGGAAGCUAUGUUUGACUGCUAUGACACAGUUCAUGCUGUGUUACAGGUGACUACAGGUGUCAUGUCCACCCUCAAGAUCAACCAGAGUGUGAUGGAAGCUGCCCUCAGCCCUGACAUGUUGGCUACUGAUCUGGCCUACUACCUCGUCAGAAAGGGAAUGCCGUUCAGAGAGGCUCAUGGUGUCUCUGGCAUAGCUGUGUUUCUGGCCGAAUCCAAAAACAUCCCCCUGAACCAACUUUCUGUGGACGACCUGCUGACUGCCAGUCCUCUGUUUGACAGUGACGUCUCCUCGGUGUGGGACUAUGGCAGCAGUGUGGAGCAGUACAGUGCCCCCGGUGGUACAGCCAAGAGUAGCGUCAGUGCCCAGAUAGAACACAUGAGGGCCUGGCUGAAGAGACAAUCACAGUGACCUCUGUUCAUCACUCCCUUCAGACAAACAUAAUCACUACAUUUGAACAUUUGAAAAUGCAUCAGAACUGUUACAGGCAACAAUCAAAGGGUUGGAUGUGUAAACAUCGGAUGUUACUGAGUUUAAAAAUCAUAUUUGCCUUCUGGCUUGUUGAAUUUAUCUAAAACCAAAUGGGUCCAUUUUGUGCCUUGCCAUGAUCGUUAAAAGAAACUAUUUCAAAAAGUUGGUUUUGUCAUACAAUCAUAAAUCUUGGAAAACAA